Hevea brasiliensis (rubber tree) is the source of this 459-nucleotide messenger RNA. RefSeq names its product proteasome subunit beta type-3-A-like. Lineage: Eukaryota; Viridiplantae; Streptophyta; Magnoliopsida; Malpighiales; Euphorbiaceae. The coding region runs from base 1 to 459 and encodes 152 amino acids. The record is from RefSeq and is a predicted model, not a curated record. The transcript is spliced from 6 exons.
AUGGAGGGCAAGAAUUGCUUUGCCAUAGCGAGCGAUUGGCGACUCGGCGUCCAGCUUCAAGCAAUCGCUACUGAUUUUCAGAGAAUCUACAAAGUCCCCGACAGGCGCUUUCUUGGUAUCAGUGGUACCAGUUGCAAGAAGAGAGGGACAUGGAGCCUCCUUUAUGAGAAAAGUUUGUCUGGUCCCUAUUUCUGCCAGCCUGAAAUUGCAGGAUUGAGUGAUGAAGACAAGCCAUUCAUUUGCACAAUGAAAAUGGAUACAAUUGGAGCCAAGAAUGCCAAUGAAUUAUACUUACUGACUGUUGGUGGACACAAGCUUGUUUUAUUGACAUCAUUGUUUAAUUCAGCAAAAGUCUUUGUUGUUGCUGGCACAGCUUCAGAGUCACUUUAUGGUGCCUGUGAAGCCAUGUUCAAGCCUGACAUGCGUUACUUUGUGUCAAAUAGCGGAAAGCAUGAUUAA